This is a messenger RNA of Rhizophagus irregularis DAOM 181602=DAOM 197198, 4137 nucleotides long. RefSeq lists its product as uncharacterized. Gene Ontology annotation, molecular function: GTPase activator activity. The record is from RefSeq and is a predicted model, not a curated record. Gene Ontology annotation, biological process: positive regulation of GTPase activity. Lineage: Eukaryota; Fungi; Glomeromycota; Glomeromycetes; Glomerales; Glomeraceae.
AAUUUUAAAAAAUUUUUUUUUUUCCAUUUCAAAAAAUUUUUUUCAUGUCUCUAAAAAUUUUUUUCUUGUCGUCUCAUAUUAUAACAUUUUUAAUUUUUACAAAUGCAUGCUUCUAAUCCAAAUUCUCCUAUUGAUGACGACGAACAUUUUGAGUUUAUUGACUAUACCGCUGCUUCACAAUGGGAGCGAUUCAUAACAACUGUCGAAGAAGUUUUAAAUGGGUGGGGUGUUAAUGAUGGUCAACUUGGAAUAUUUGACGAUUCAAAGUUGCCCCCUCUUGGCGACAAACCUUCUAUAAAAACGGUCGAAGGAAUUGAUCCUUUUGUAAAACGAGAGAUAAUAAUUCUCGACGAUAAUUCUUAUACUUUAUCAUAUCAUUAUCAUCCUAUAAAAAGGUGGAAUGAAUUUACAAGUCGUUCUUCUUCCGUAAGUUCCACUUCAGAACUUCAACCUCCACCAACUACUACUACCCUUUUCCCUCCAAAUCCUGACCCAUUUUUACCUAGUUCAGAAUUCCUUCCUAUUACUCUACCAAGUACUUCAUUAGACUCAACUUCGAUAAAUUUAAACAAAAUUCAUCGAUGGACGGGUCUAACUCAUAUUUUGGUAUUGACGCCAACAGAUAUUUUUUCAUCCGGAUCUAUUUCAAAUUUUACAAGUUUAGAUCUUAAUACUACAAAGAUGUUAUUAUCUUCAUUUGCAAUUGCGUUUCAUAAUACGAAAUGUAAGCUUCCAGUUUAUGUUCCAACUGGUCAAGUUGCAAAUUCUUUAUAUGCUGGUUACAUGUGUUUAUACAAUAAAUAUGCGAAAAAUGUUAUUGAUGCUGGUGAAGUUGAGAUAAGAUUUAAUACUACAUAUGUUCGUGAUGUUCCAUCCCGUUUUUCACAUUUAGCAGGUUUGACCGAAUUUUUUAUUGAAAAAAUGGAUUUAAAUCAAAUUCCUUUAGAUCAAGUUGAUGUUCCAGAAUUAGACAAAAUGCCGCACCUUGGAAUUGUCGUAUCCGGGUUAUUCACAUAUGAAUUGCAAAAUUUGGAUGAUCAAGAUUGGAAAGACUUUGAUGAUAAUGACUUUCCUUCGAGUAGAAUAAAUGAAGAUAUCUUUAAAGAAUUUGAAGGACAGAAUGGAGGAAUGUUUGGAAAUGGAACAAUAUUUGAAAAUGGAACGUUGAAAGAUCCACCCGGAUUUUCUCAGGAGUUUACUUCAACAGUUGCUUCAGCGUCAAAUUUACCUUUCGGUCCGCAAAAUGAUCAACUUCAAUCGUUGUUGCUCACUGCUUUUUUUCCUUCUGCUCCGAGGGACUCAUAUUUGGAUAAUGACGUAUAUUCAGAAAUGGAUGCCGUACGAGCUCCCAUCUGGAUUUUGGGAUGUAACUUUUACCCUGAAAAUCAGCAAAAUCAAUCACACGCGUCGCUUUCAAACAUGUUGAAUAAUGCUAUAUUCUCUUUCAACAUUAACUGUGCCAAUGAUCUGGCUGAAAAAUCAAAUAAUUUAAAAGGCAAGAUUCGGAAUAAGGUUUUUAGAAAAAGUCAGGUUACUGAUAUACCGGGAACAUUCAAAUUUGAUGAUUUAGCUAGUGAUGCGGCACGAUUCUCUAGAUCGACAGUUGGUGGAAUCGUUGAUAUGGACGAUGUAGAUAUUGAUGAAAUUCUUCGUCGUCUAUUCCAUCCGUUAAGUAGUAAAACAUUUCCAAGUAAUGCCGAACGGAUUAACACGUUGAGUGGGAUUCCUUUAUUAUCAGCAUCAUCAUUAGGUCAUCAUUUUUGCGUCAGAACCGUUCCUUAUAAAUCAUUUUUAUGGAAUCUUCUUGAAUAUUUAUUGGAAACCGUUUCACGUAUGAAUAGUUCUAGUGAUUCAUUUUUGGGAUUUUUGAAAAUUUUAUGGAACGAAAUCAUUAGAGAAAUUCGUUCACAUUGGGAACGAUUUGAGCCUUUACCUGACGUGAAUAUUUAUAUGUCAGAAGAUGAGAAUAUAUCCUCUGUUAUUAAUCAAAAUGGUUCAUUAUCAAUAGAUGAUAAUAAAGUGAAGGAUCCUAUAGUUGAAAUGACCAAUUCUCAUAAUAUUGGCAUAGACAUGAAGUACAAUAUAAUUCAUCAAAAAUUGUGCAUGAUUAAUUGUUGUGUUACACGCAUUCGACAAGAUCAAAAGUAUAACCCAAUUCUGUCCACAAGUCCAAAAAAUCAAGUAUCAUCGAGUAAUUCUUUAGGUUCUUCUGAUUUUAUGUUAAAUAAUAAAAUAAGUAAAAAUUCUCUGAUGGAACAAAAGCAAACGACUUCAGAUCCAUUUGUUCGGUUAUUUGAUCAUAUAACUGGGGAAGAUACACCAGAAGCUUCAGUGAUUUUAGUACCUCCAGUAAAUUCAAAUGGUGCUAGCGCUUCUGAUGUUAUCGCUUUGGACGAAAAAGAAAUAAAAUCUCCUAAUCAUAUUCAUUCAGCAAGUGUUGGAGAAUUGGAAGAAGAAGAAUUCUUUGAUGCAAUUGAGGAAGCAACAACAACUCCUUUAGGAAUACCGAACAAGAAAAAUCCAAAUCGACCGGUUUCUCAACAUCGUCGUUCGCCUUCUUCAUUGUCUCAUAUUCACUCUAAUUCCCCAACAACUUCUUUAUUUUCUGAACAAUCGGAUCAAUUUAUUCAACUUAAUUAUUCAUCCAGUAUGGAUUCAAAUCAAGGAUUUGAAUUUGCGGGUCAAAAUGCAAGCAGAAUGUCCUUUGAUGAUAGAUUUGAUAAAGAACUUAAGGAUGAAAAUGAGAGAGAAGGACAUUCAUACCAUUUUAAUAAUCUUAAAUUAUUAAAAACUGGUGAGCCAUUACUAGUACCAGAAACCCAGGAUAUGGGAUUUAUGACCGAAGAUAUGAUACGUGAACAAGAGGAACUGUUCGAGAAUUUAGGUUCUUCAGAAGAUGCAACUAAAAUAAGAGCCCAAUUACAGUCUGUCCACUUGAAAUCUGAUAUGCAAGCCUUCAAAGCUGCAAAUCCACAUGCUAUAUUAGAAGACUUUGUUCGAUGGUAUUCACCGCGUGAUUGGAUUUCUGACGAGAGUGGAGAUCCAAACAAGGGAACUCUUAGUCCAAGAAUGAAAGAGAAAGGAAAUCUUUGGCAAGAAUUGUGGAGGUCAUCUAAAAGAAUUCCGGCAAGAAGACAGAAACCAUUGUUCAAGUAUACUCGUGAAGCAGAAAAGGCACUUCAUUAUUUGGAACAAUUAUCGGUUAAGGAUCUAUUUAAAGAACUUUUACCUACUAUAUUCCUUAUCGCGUAUGACACAUUAGUCUCUAGAUCUGUUUCCAAAAACAUUAAGCCUGUAACAUCUGGCUUAGCAGCUUUGGCACAAGAGCUGAUUGACUUUCCAUGGAAUGAAAUAGGAUCUAAAAAUAUUGUAUGUGAUGGAUUAAUACAAUCGUUUAGACGGAACGAAAUGCUUAUCGGUAAAGCGAUUUCUCUUUUGCGAAAGUUACCGAAACAAUAUGACUUAGUAGAAAGAUUAUUAGAAAUUCCAGAAACACAAGUUUCAGAUGGAGACGAACGUCAAGCAGUUUAUGAAUUAUUUGCUUCUGGAGCACCACUUAAUGAUUCGUUCCCACAUCCGACAACACGUGAAUUUGUAUUGCAAACAACGUGUCUACGGCCAACCCCAGUUCCAACGAGGAUGUACGUUUCGUUAGAUAAUACUGGAAUGAGAAUCGUAGAUAUGGUUGGAAAAGACACUAUAUUUAUGUAAAAAAAGAGACGAAAAAGAAAAAUGAAAAAAAAAAUUUAUAAAUCGAUAUAAUAAAAUAUAUAAAAAUGUUGUUAUUUCUUACUCUUCCUCCCCCCACAAAAGUAAUAAUAUUAUUAAUGGCGAUUAUUUUUAUUUUUUAUAAGGAGGAAAAAAAUAUACAUAUAGAUAUUUGGGGACUAAAAGUAAUUAAUAAGACAUUUUAUUUUUGUAGAGGCUAGAUAUUUACAAUUGAUUGUUUAUCAAAAAAAGUAAAAAAAUUUAUUUAAACUUUAAAAGAUUAAAAUUUAAUACUGAAUCUGGAUAAUUCAAUAUGGAUUGUAUCUUAUUUUAUUGUGAAAAUUAUAAAAUAAGUGGCUCAAAGUCCACUAAUUAAAGAUAAUAAAAAGAAAAUAUUAAGCCGGUUCUAGAAUCAAUCCAUAAAAAACC